Morus notabilis is the source of this 864-nucleotide messenger RNA. Its product is annotated as FAD-linked sulfhydryl oxidase ERV1. Gene Ontology annotation, molecular function: flavin-dependent sulfhydryl oxidase activity; flavin adenine dinucleotide binding. The transcript has 6 exons. Gene Ontology annotation, cellular component: mitochondrion. The record is from RefSeq and is a predicted model, not a curated record. Lineage: Eukaryota; Viridiplantae; Streptophyta; Magnoliopsida; Rosales; Moraceae. The coding region runs from base 30 to 629 and encodes 199 amino acids.
UCCUGCGCCUAUCCUCUCUCUCGGCGAGAAUGCCCGAGAAUCCAUUGCAGCUUAUACUACAUUCUUUCGAGAAAGUUUCCAACUUCAUCCAAAUUCACCUCUCCAGUUUAACUCUCCAACUCCAACCUCAUAACCAAUCGCCCACCGUUAAACAACAACCAAUCUCCUCUAUCUCUCACUCUUCCAAGCUCAACCCAUCCACCAGAAACUCCUCUGCUUUCCAGUCCCACGAUGUGAAGGGAAAAACUGCAGGUCCGGUGUCGAAAGAAGAGCUUGGUAGGGCUUCAUGGACAUUUCUUCACACUCUUGCUGCCAGGUACCCAGAUAAACCAACAAGGCAACAGAAGAAAGAUGUUAAAGAAUUGAUGUCAAUACUAUCACGCAUGUACCCUUGUAAAGAAUGUGCAGAACACUUCAAACUAAUUUUGAGAGAAAACCCUGUACAAGUUGGAUCCCAAGCUGAGUUCUCCCAGUGGCUCUGUUAUGUGCAUAAUCUCGUUAACCGAAGCAUUGGAAAACCGGUGUUUCCCUGUGAGCGGGUUGAGGCGAGGUGGGGCAAGGCGGAAUGCGAGAACCGUGAGUGCGAUGUGCUAGGAGAAACAUUAGUCUUCCCUGGUGCUACAAAUUAACAUUAUCAUACUUAUUCUAACCCUGUGAUGGGUUUCUAUAAUGUUGUAAUAGCCGUUUAUAUCGGUGAUCGUACUAAUCAUUUUAUAAAUCUCAUGGUGGAGGGGCAUCCAAGUUAACUUUGUAUGAUCCAUCUGUAUAAUUUUCUGGAUAGCCAAGCUGUUUUAGUACUCGCUUUGUUGACGGAAGCAGCUUAAGACUUGUGAUGAUUGAAAUACAAUGUUUAUAUUUUACUCU